AAGAGAGGAGGAGCCAGCGGCGGAGAGAUCGAGAGAGACAGAUGUCGGAGAGGGGGAGCGGCGGCGACAUUGAAAGCAGAACAGAGGAUUUGGCUUGGCUUGGCUUGGCCUGACGUAUUUAGGGCUUUUCUGAGCGUUGUAAGGCAUAUCAUAUUGCGCCUAAAAGUUGGGCGACUAUGAUAUUUUGGUCUCUAAUUUGGGUACGUGGCUUCCAAUUUUGCACGCAUUAGGCACCCCUAAGUUAAAGGAUUUUUAUAUGGCUUAUUUUUUUCUUUGAAUAAUAAAUGGUGAUAUGGUUGGGUAGGUUACAUUAUUGUGAACCACAUUAAAAUCCUCUUCUCCAUUGUCACUUUAAUUUGUAUGUAAUAUAAAAUUAAUUGUUGAUUAAAUAUAUUUGAAUUAGUGUGAGAAUGGAAAGCAUCACAUUCACAUGUUCAUUUAAUAUUCCAACUCACCACCCAUUCCCACAUGAUAAUCAAACUCAAACCCCCUUAUCGUCUCUUCUCUUCUCUUCUUCUCAUUUUCCUCUUUCAUCAUUAAUUUGGUGUGCACACCUCCAUUUGUGGCAGCAUUUAUAGUUCUACAUAAUAUGUUCAUUUUGCAAUAUUAUUUCCUUAUAUAUUAUAAUUCCCCUUCUCUCUUCCUAUGUUCCUCUUUCUCCCUAUCCUCCAUUCUUACUCUCCCACUCACCCAUCCUGAUUCACCACCAUGGAAAUUCACCACCACGCCGGAGGAACCCAUUCCCACCCCGAUGCCGACGCCCUGCGACGGGGAGAAGAGCGAGGGACUUACCUUGUGUGGGAGGAUCUCACCGUCAUGCUUCCUAAUUUCACCGAUGGCCCCACCAAGAGGCUACUCAAUGGCCUCCGUGGCUACGCCGAGCCCGGCCGGAUUAUGGCCAUCAUGGGCCCUUCCGGCUCCGGAAAAUCCACCCUUCUUGAUACUCUUGCAGGGAGACUCUCCAAGAAUGUGGUAAUGACUGGAAAUGUUUUCCUGAAUGGAAAGAAGAGGAAGCUCGGAAAUGGCGACGUUGCCUAUGUAACCCAAGAAGACAUACUAUUGGGAACUCUAACGGUGAAAGAAACCAUAAGCUACUCUGCCCAGCUGCGGCUUCCGAGUUCUAUGACCAAAGAUGAGCUCAACAACAUCGUGGAGGCAACGAUUUUGGAAAUGGGUCUUCAAGACUGCGCCGAUCGAUUGAUUGGGAAUUGGCAUCUUCGAGGAAUUAGUGGUGGGGAAAAGAAGAGAUUGAGUGUUGCGGUUGAAAUCCUCACACGCCCUCGUUUGCUUUUUCUUGAUGAACCCACCAGCGGCCUUGACAGUGCCUCCGCGUUCUUUGUCAUUCAAACUCUUAGAAAUGUUGCUCGUGAUGGGCGGACUGUUGUUUCUUCAAUUCACCAGCCGAGUAGUGAGGUUUUUGCGCUCUUUGAUGACCUUUUUUUGCUCUCUGGAGGUGAGGCUGUUUACUUUGGGGAAGCCAAAAUGGCUGUACAGUUCUUUGCUGAAGCUAAUUUUCCUUGUCCAAGUAGAAGGAAUCCAUCCGAUCACUUUCUUCGUUGUAUAAAUUCAGAUUUCGAUAUCGUUACAGCCACACUCAAAGGGUCUCUAAGAAUUCGAGAUAUCCCAGAAUCAUCAGACCCUUUCAUGAAUUUGGCAACGGCUCAAAUCAAGUCAUCGCUUGUUGAAAAAUAUAGGAGCUCACAGUAUGCAAGUAGAGUGAAGGCAAGAAUUCGAGAAAUCUCCACCAUUGAGGGACUUGAAGUUGAAGAUGAAAAAGGAGGCGGAGCUAGUUGGUUCAAGCAGCUUUCGACACUGACCCGUCGAUCAUUUGUUAAUAUGUGUAGGGAUGUCGGAUAUUAUUGGCUAAGGAUAAUUAUCUACGUGAUAGUCUCCUUAUGCGUCGGUACCAUCUACUUCGAUGUUGGAACCAGUUACACCGCAAUCUUAGCUCGAGGAGCCUGCGGUGGAUUUAUCACUGGCUUCAUGACAUUUAUGACUAUUGGGGGCUUUCCAUCUUUUACUGAGGAAAUGAAGAUGUUUUACAGAGAAAAGCUGAAUGGAUACUAUGGAGUUACAGUGUUUAUAUUGUCAAACUUCCUCUCUUCUUUACCGUUCUUGGUUUCGAUUUCGAUUGUUUCGGGUACCAUCACCUUCUACAUGGUGAAAUAUCGGCUGGAGUUCUCCCGCUACAUGUUCUUCUGCCUUAAUAUUUUUGGAUGCAUUUCUGUAAUAGAAGGGUUGAUGAUGGUUGUGGCUUCAUUGGUUCCAAACUUCCUGAUGGGAAUUAUAACAGGCGCUGGAAUCAUUGGUAUCAUGAUGAUGACCUCUGGCUUCUUCCGGUUGUUGCCUGACCUUCCAAAGCCCUUUUGGCGGUAUCCAAUCUCAUAUCUCAGUUAUGGCUCUUGGGCACUACAGGGUGCUUACAAAAACGACUUGAUCGGGCUCGAGUUCGAGCCAAUGAUACCGGGAAUGCCGAAGUUGAGUGGGGAGUAUGUAAUCACCAACAUGUAUGGGAUUCCAUUAAGCCAUUCCAAGUGGUGGGACUUAACAGGUCUCAUGCUCCUUGUUCUUCUAUACCGAAUUCUGUUCUUUGUUGUCUUGAAAUUCAAAGAAAGAGCUUCACCAUUUCUGCGGACAAUAUUUGCAAAGAAAACUCUGAAACAUCUCCAGAGAAGACCUUCCUUCCGAACAAUGCCUUCUAUUUCCUCUAAGAGGCACCAACCUCUUCACUCGCUUUCUUCUCAAGAAGGUCUCAACUCUCCUCUCAACUAGAAGCAGAAGCACCAAGAACGAUGACUUGGGAAGCUUGUACCUAUAACAAUGUAACUUCUAAGAGGUAUGUAGUUAGCUGCGGAUCCUCAUUUCAAUGGAAUUUCUUCGAUAUUUACUGAACUCGGUUCCUUUUCAAGUUCACCAUUAGCCCAUAUUGUCAUUUUUGAGCUUUUCCUUUCAGACUUCUCCUCAAGAUUUUUAAAACGUGCCCCUAGAGAGAGGGGAACGAAGUUUCUACACCCUUAUAAAUAAUGUUUUGUUAUCUCCCACUUCUACUAGCUAAUAACUCUUCACCUCGAAGCCCGAAUGAAACUUGAACUCUAACUAUUUGUCCCCUGCUAUUAACUCUCACCCACUUCGCCACUUGUCAGGCGGAGAGAGACGAUGCCCGAUUUGCUUGAUGAGAAACACACACACACACACAGGCCUUGCAUAGACAUCUCACUUUGAUGUUUUCUCCAUAUCUGUCACUACUUAUAAAGAUUGUAUCAACAUUGAACACUUCUCUU
This is a messenger RNA of Cucurbita pepo subsp. pepo (vegetable marrow), 3281 nucleotides long. Its product is annotated as ABC transporter G family member 15. Gene Ontology annotation, cellular component: membrane. The record is from RefSeq and is a predicted model, not a curated record. Gene Ontology annotation, molecular function: ATP binding; ABC-type transporter activity; ATP hydrolysis activity. NCBI's taxonomy places the organism in Eukaryota, Viridiplantae, Streptophyta, Magnoliopsida, Cucurbitales, Cucurbitaceae.